UACCGAGAGACACAUUCACUACUGAGAGACACAUUUCAAUAAGAUUCACCUUCAGACCAAACUAACAGCUUCCACAGAGAGAGGACAGCUACAGGAAGGAAAACAGGAACACUGCAACUUUAACCUGCAACAAUUCAACACACUGACUCUUCAGUCAGAGAGAAAAUGUCUUCCAGGUCAGAGGAGGAUCUCUCCUGUCCUGUCUGCCAUGACAUCUUUAAAGAACCUGUUGUUCUGUCAUGUAGCCACAGCUUCUGUAAAGACUGUCUGCAGAGCUGGUGGAGAGAGAAACUAAUACAUGAGUGUCCAGUUUGUAAGAGAAGAUCAUCAAAGGCAGAGCCACCUAUUUGUUUGCCAUUGAAGAACCUGUGUGAGAUCUUCUUACUGGAGAGAGAUCAGAGAACUUCAGCAGGGUCUGAGUCUCUCUGCAGUCUGCACUCUGAGAAACUGAAGCUCUUCUGUCUGGACCAUCAGCAGCCAGUGUGUGUCAUCUGCAGAGAUUCAAAGAUACACAACAACCACAGAUUCAGACCCAUCGAUGAAGCUGCACAGGAUCACAAAGAGGAGCUUCAGAAAUCCCUGAAGCCUUUACAAGAGAAACUGAAGCUGCUUAAACAAGUUAUAGGAAACUGUGAUCAAACAGCAGAACACAUUAAGGUCCAGGUCCAACACACAGAGAGGCAGAUUAAGGAGCAGUUUAAGAAGCUUCACCAGUUUCUACAAGAGGAAGAGGAGGCCAGGAUCACUGCUCUGAGGGAGGAAGAGGAGCUGAAGAGUCAGAUGAUGAAGGAGAAGAUUGAGGCUCUGAGCAGAGAGAUAGCAGCUCUUUCACACACAAUCAGAGCCACAGAGGAGGAGCUGAGAGCUGAAGACGUCUCAUUCCUGCUCAACUACAAGGCUGCAGUGAAAAGAGUCCAGCAGCGCCCCCUGCUGGAGGAUCCACAGCUGGUCUCAGGAGCUCUGAUAGACGUGGUCAAACACCUGGGCAACCUGACCUUCAACAUCUGGAACAAGAUGAAGGAGAUGGUCUCCUACACUCCUGUGAUUCUGGAUCCAAACUCUGCUCAUCCAAGACUCAUUCUGUCUGAAGAUCUGACCAGUGUGAGUUAUGGAGAGAAACAGAAGCUUCCUGACAAUCCACAGAGAUUUGACAACUAUGCCAUUGUCCUGGGCUCUGAGGGCUUUAACUCAGGGACUCACAGCUGGGAUGUUGAGGUUGGAGACAGUGCAGUCUGGAUUCUGGGUGUGGUAGCAGAGUCUGGUGAGAGGAAGGGGCGUACGGCGGCACUGGCUCAAUCGUGGAGAAUAGGGUUAAAUCAGGGUAAAUACACAGCGUACUCUCCACCAGAUCCCAUCACUUUUCUCUCAGUGAAGAAGCUCCAAAGAAUCAGAGUUCAUCUGGACUGGAACAGAGGAAAACUGUCAUUCACUGAUCGUGAUACUAACACACACAUACACACCUUCACACACACUUUCACUGAGAGACUGUUUCCAUACAUCUCCACAAACAGAGAAAUUCCACAUAAGAUAUUACCAGUGAACAUUUCUGUUACAACAGAGCAGCUCAAUUAAAGAUGAAGAACAUGAUGAUAUAAUACACAA
This is a messenger RNA of Lates calcarifer (barramundi perch), 1602 nucleotides long. RefSeq names its product nuclear factor 7, ovary-like. The record is from RefSeq and is a predicted model, not a curated record. The transcript has 2 exons. The coding region runs from base 166 to 1572 and encodes 468 amino acids. NCBI's taxonomy places the organism in Eukaryota, Metazoa, Chordata, Actinopteri, Centropomidae. Gene Ontology annotation, molecular function: protein binding; zinc ion binding.